Molecule: messenger RNA, 1472 nt
Organism: Caenorhabditis sp. 36 PRJEB53466
Lineage: Eukaryota; Metazoa; Nematoda; Chromadorea; Rhabditida; Rhabditidae
Source: the annotation of a GenBank genome assembly
AUGGACCAUAAUCAGAUAUCAACGGAAGAGAAAAAGAGUGAGUUCUCGUUUCUCAGUAGCUAAUCUCUGAACAUUUUGAUUUCAGAAGCUGUUCUGCAUGUGCUCAACGUGCGGAUUUCAAUGCUAGAGCACUUUUCCGGCGAAUAUCAGAGGCAGUCAUUCGAUGAUCCCAACAAAAUCGACGUCCUUUUCGAUGCUCUCUGUCAGCCAGUCAGCAGUGGACGUCUGGAACACUUCGAGAGAGGCGUUUUUCUCGCAUUUCCUACGGUAUAAACGUAUUCCUUUCUCAGCAAUUUUUGACUUUUUUUAUAACACCGAGCUAAUGGACCGCAUGAACUGGUUCGACCUCUCCCAUUUCUCAUCAACACGUUUUCCAAUCUUGAACCAUUUUGCGGAUCUUCGAAAUCGGUCAAUUCCGCCCGGUUUUGAGCCAUUCCCUUCUGCUGCGAGCAUGUCAUUGACGUCUCCAACCCCAGUAAGACAACAUAUUAGAAUAUCAUUCAAUCAAAAGUGCACGCAGCUACAAAAUGUGUCUGGGAACGGGAUUACUACUGAUAGUUUCAAUCAUCCGAAUAAAACGAGAAUGCAUCUGGAUGAUAUCUCGGCCGGAAUUUUGAGCGAAUGGGAGAACAAUAAACAGAUUCAGAAGUGAGGCUACAUUAUGAUCUUUGAAACUCUAUUUUUGGAACAGACAUGCGCAACCAGUCACUUCGACUUUUGAGAAUCCACUGCCAUCUGAUCAGGUUGCUCAAAUGUGAGUUGCAUAGAUUUCUGGCCGGGUGCAAUGUGUUUUUACAGCGAAAAACAAUAUCAUCUGACUGAUUUCUUGUCGGAACAGUUGGAGGAGCAGGAGAAACUCGCUUUGACUGAAAAUGAAGCUCAAGAAAAGGUGGAUGAGCUUAAUAGAACUCUAAGAAAGAUUGUAGAACACCGCGAACUUGGGUUAAGUCGUGAGUGGUAAAAGACAUCAGGUCGUCAGUCAAAAUAAGGUUUUUAGAGUGGGCAGUUGAUUAUGUCGACAGUGCGAAAGAGUACUACACAGCCAUCGAACUCUAUUCGAAGAAUCUGGAACUCAAAGAACCACGUGAGCAAAUCAAUUGUUAUUAGUGUCAUUCAACUAUUUGUCAGUAUCCUUGGAGCUUGCCGUCGAAUGCUCAAAAAGAAGGAUUCGAGAGUUGACGACGGUAAGUAAACAUUUUUUAUCUGAUUGAAUCCAUUCCAGAGAUGGUUAAAGGGCCGAUCCAUCCUAGGCCGGCCUUUACUCAUUCCUAAUCCAUACAAAUUUUCAGGAAAACAAUCCAAACUCCCUUUCUCUAUUGCGAGCCUAUGCGUACGCAAUCGAAGGAAUUACCCCGUUAUUGGCCAGGGACAUCAAUGCCAUGAUGAGUUUCCAGAGCAAAAAAGAGCAAUUCGACCGGCUCGAACACUACUUUGCUCAACGAUUCGAACGGGAAAUGCUCAAUCUGAACUAA